GCCGUGUACGGCAAGGAUCGGGACACGUUUGUCGGCAAGGCGAACGAGCUCCUCGAAGCUAUUCGCAUCAAGAGGAUCGAUCAGACAAGACGAUACUCCUGCUGGGGCACAGCAUGGGUGGGCUGCUGAUCAAGCAGGCACUGAUCAACGCACAUAACAACCUAAAGUAUACGCCUAUCAAGGAUGCCACCUCGGGUCUGGCCUUCUUUGCCACACCGCACAAUGGUGGAGACUGGAAGCUGGUGAGCCUGGGCGGCCUCGCGGCGAAGAUAGCCACGUCGGCAGGAUUUCAGAAGGGCGACGACGUGCUGGAGACGCUGAAGGCAGGCAGCAUCUUCUCGGACAUUAUGCAAGAACACUGGAGGCACCAGCUCCUGAGAUACGACAUUAUCUCGUUCUGGGGAUCUCAAGAUGGAGUUGUUCCCAAGGAAAGCGCACGGUUGAGCCUUCCCGGCGACCGCGAGAAUGUUGUGAAGUUGAACGCAGACCACUCCACCGUCUGCAAAUUUGGAGACGCCCAGGCGGACAAGGACAAUUUCGAGCUGGUGCAGGUCAACAUUUUCGACAUAUACAACAGUGCUUUGAAGAACAGUGAGUUGAAGCCGACUCCUAGUGCAGUGCCUCAGAAGAAGGAUGAAGAGGCCAAUGAGACAGAGGAUAUGCUGCAGAAGAGGUUCGCGAAACUGGGACAGCGUUCAUAACGAUGGGCCACACAAGUGUGUGAUCAGGAUCUUCGCGUGUGCAAUAAAAUGUCAUGUAGCAGCAUCCAUACCGUUUCGAAAUAUCUUUUUACAACCUG
Molecule: messenger RNA, 799 nt
Organism: Microdochium trichocladiopsis
Lineage: Eukaryota; Fungi; Ascomycota; Sordariomycetes; Xylariales; Microdochiaceae
Exons: 2
Coding region: 114-701 (195 amino acids)
Source: RefSeq, a predicted model, not a curated record